This is a messenger RNA of Blastomyces dermatitidis ER-3, 2556 nucleotides long. Its product is annotated as Cwf15/Cwc15 cell cycle control family protein. The transcript is spliced from 9 exons. Bases 1375 to 2097 code for a protein of 240 amino acids. NCBI's taxonomy places the organism in Eukaryota, Fungi, Ascomycota, Eurotiomycetes, Onygenales, Ajellomycetaceae. The record is from RefSeq and is a predicted model, not a curated record. Gene Ontology annotation, biological process: mRNA cis splicing, via spliceosome. Gene Ontology annotation, molecular function: RNA binding. Gene Ontology annotation, cellular component: catalytic step 2 spliceosome.
CAAACAGACACCAUUUCAUUCACAAGAGUCCAUUCACCAUUAUACACGGAUCUAAAAAGGAGAAAAAAAAAAGGUCUUGAGGGGUCAUUGAGUUAUCUUUCAUUGGCGGCGCUCGAUUCUGCAGCACGUUGACGUGCCUGCUCCCGAAUCUUCAGGUCUUCCUCCAACUUCGUGGAUAUGAAUUUGUUCAUCUCCUUUAUCUUGGCAAGUGCUACGGUCGAGCAUGAAAUCAUACUUAAUGGAUCGCCCGGGGUCCCAUCUGGUUUUGUAUAAAGAGAAAUCUCGCCAGUCUUAUCCAGAGCAAUGAUGAGGCUUCCUUCGCUCACAGCUUCCUCCUUCGAAGUUGCAUCUAGCACAAUGAUUCUUCCCUCAUCGUACAUAUUGAACGUAGUGGAGAGGGGGAGUUUAGUCAGGUUCAGGGGUGACGGGACCCUUUCUUCUGGACGGUAGACGGUCACCCGCCCGUCGCGAACAACCGCUUCUGGUAGACGGAAGUGGAGUAAACCAGUCAUGAUGGCAAGACAGCAACUGUCAACCAGUCCACCGUCUGAGUCCACGACAUGUACAUCUGCCCGAACAUGCCAACAAUUCUUCCCCGCCGCAAUGCACAGCGAUUCCGUGUCGAGGGCAUUGGACCGCCGGAUUAUCCUAUCAAGGGUACGGACAAGCUGGGUUUCUAGCUCCGAUUGUCUACCGAUUUAACGCACCUCCCCGUCUCGUAGGCAGGCGAAGCCAUAUCAUUAAGUUCCACCGAAACUGUGAAAAUUCCAUCGUUCUCCCUCUCAGGGCGGGGCUUCGUCACCUCCGCAGAUAUGCGCACGACGACACUAGCUUUUGCGUCAGUCACUAAAAUAUAUAAGUAUAUUCUUCUUCCGUAGGCGAAUAUUGAAAUAUAUAGAGUAGCUUCGUCUCUGACGAGCAAGCACAAAAUGACUAAACGAACGAACCUAGUUUUUCCCAAUUGCAGUUUGACAUGUCCGUAUUCAUCCCCGAAGGAGACUGUCAGCGGGCGGAGCUGGUCCAAAGCACGGCCAUCGAGUCGCACAUUUUUAUGGAGAGCCUCCAGGAUGAAUGUGCGCUCGUUGGCCGAAAUAUCAGCUUCCUUCGGCAUGCUCAGGUGUUUCUAUCCAAUAUUCCAUGGGUGGAGGACUCAGGUUGACGCUUAAAAUUCCGCAGGCAUACGCCAGAGCUCUUCAUAACAUACGGACAAUCAUUGAUGCGACAUGUGUGAUGCUGACUAAGCGCUUUUAUUUCUUGGCAUUUAUUGAGUGUUCCCGUUGAUUCUCCUGUUCAUGACAACCAAAGGGCACGUCGGUGAAGACAAUCAACAAUCACGUUUUGAUUUUCAUAUUAAUCACUGUCACGAGCUCCAACAUGACCACAGCCCAUAGGCCAACCUUUGACCCGGCACGAGGCAAGGAGGCUCUAAGAGGUCCCGCAUACCACCAGCGUCUUCUCCCGGCACAUACAUUCCUGAAAACCAGAAAACCCGGACAAGGUGGCGAUGCAGACGAGAAGCGCGAUCUGAGAGCCGAGCUCCUGAGAGCUGAGGCCGCCCAUUUUGCCAAGAAGGGUAUUUCCCAAGAUACCUCCGCAUCUUCCGCAUCCUCUCCCGCUGCGAUCGAGCCAUCCGUACCGAAACGCCAGCUUGAGAAUGGGUCGAGUGAAGUUGAGAUCGGCGACAUAGAAGACCCGGAGGCUAAGAGGCGGCGAAUACUAGAGGAAACACGAGAUAUAGAUGCGGAUUCAGCUGGGUCAGAGAGCGAUAGUAGUGAAGACGAUAGUGAUGAUGAAGAAGAAGAUGAAACUGCGGAGUUAAUGCGAGAAUUAGAAAAGAUUAAAAAGGAACGAGCUGAGCAGAAGGCAAAAGAGGAACAAGAGCGAGAAGCGCAAGAACAGGAGAAACGCGAAGUCGAUAUCGCACGAGGCAACCCGCUACUUAAUCCACAGGACUUCAAUGUUAAGCGGCGAUGGGACGAUGAUGUUGUCUUUAAGAAUCAAGCGCGCGGUACGGAGAAUAGGGGCAAAAAGGAAUUUGUUAACGAUUUGUUACGUUCCGAUUUCCAUAAACGCUUCAUGUCUAAAUACGUGAGGUAACCUGGGUUGACAUCGGUAACAUUGGAGUCACCUAGGUACUCAACUGUACAUAUACAAAAAUAAUACGAACGAAGUACCCCAAUACGCAUCUUCGCGUUCUUUGCCAGCGGUAGAAAAUUCUACAUGGUAGGUCACUGCACCGUCGCACAACUAGAAUUGGCAACCCAUCAGCCCCCAAGGUCGUCUUUGUCCGCAUCUUUGAGUUUUUAAGACCGAUCCGGCCACGGUGUCACUCUGUAUUAGCCUACCAUGCUGGGUAGGCCGCGGAUCAUUCCGAAGACUAUGAGCUCUGCUCAAACUCCAGGGGAAUGGAAAGGGGGACGGUACAAGGACUGCAGCAGUGAGGAAAAGGGCAGAUCACAUAGCACGGGUUAGGAACGUGGGAUUGAUAUUGCUAUUUCAUAGAUAUAGUACAUAGUUAUUACAUGCUACGGGAAUAAGGACUCUAGUUCAUUGCCA